UCUUUCAUUUUUAAUUCGGUUCCUUUACGGUUAAGUCGGGAUGGUGGUUCCGAGGUAGUUCAACCGCGCCUUUGUGGCUGCCGGUAUUUCUUCUACAGUAUCUCGCUCUACCUGAUAAGUAGGGGGGGUGCGCUCAACGGCUGUUCUUCUGGAUGGAGAAGCUUGAACAGGCUUUGAAUUACAAUGAGCAAACGCAAGCUAAAGGAGGAUAGCUUUACAAAUCAGGAAUGUAUCUCAAAGGUACAGAGAACAUUACGUGAAAGAUUUUGUCUUCAGAAUCCAAAUGGAAAGUUGUUUGGAAUGGAGCUCCAAUACAAACAUUUACUUGAGCUACUAAAACGUACUGCUAUCCAUGGUGAAAGCAAUUCUGUACUCAUUAUUGGACCUCGGGGCUCAGGAAAGACUCUGUUAACAUGUCAUGUCUUAAAAAAACUCAUGGAAGGAAAACAAGUAAGGGAUAAUACCUUACAAGUUCAUUUAAAUGGGUUAUUGCAGACCAAUGAUAAAAUUGCUCUUAAGGAAAUUACAAGACAGCUAAAUCUGGAAAAUGUGGUUGGAGAUAAAGUUUUUGGAAGUUUCGCGGAAAAUCUCACAUUUCUUCUUGAAGCAUUAAAGAGAGGUGACCGUGCUCACAGUUGCCCUGUGCUGUUCAUCUUAGAAGAGUUUGAUCUGUUUGUUCAUCAUAAGAACCAGACUUUGCUGUAUAACCUCUUUGAUAUAUCCCAGUCAGCACAGACACCUAUAGCUGUUGUUGGUUUGACUUGUAGACUGGAUAUUCUAGAACUCAUGGAGAAGAGAGUGAAGUCAAGAUUUUCUCACCGGCAAAUAUACUUAAUGAAUUCAUUCGAUUUUAAUAAAUAUCUGAAUAUUUGUAAAGAACAGUUAUCCCUGCCUCCAGAAUUUCCAGAAAAGUCCUUUACUCAGAAAUGGAAUAAGAACAUACAGUCUCUCUUAGAAGACCCAAAGGUGCAAGGUGUACUGCAAAAUCAAUUCCAUCAUAGUAAAGAUCUGCGGUCUCUCUUCAAGUUGUUGAUGCUUGCUUCAAAUAGUAUAACUGUAUCUCACCCAUAUAUUAAUGCAUCAGACCUUCUUGAAUCAGGGAAACUCUGCAGAAUGGACUCUAAAGCAAAUAUUCUGCAUGGUCUGUCUGUGCUGGAAUUCUGCCUCAUAAUAGCUAUGAAACAUUUAAAUGAUACUUAUGAAGAAGAACCGUUUAAUUUUCAGAUGGUUUAUAAUGAGUAUCAGAAGUUUGUUCAGAGGAAGGCACAUACAGUGUACAGUUUUGAGAAGCCUGUUGUUAUGAAGGCUUUUGAACACUUGAUGCAUCUUGAGUUGAUAAAACCUGUAGAAGGACCCUCUGUGUGUGCACAGAGAGAAUACUUGCUAAUGAAACUGCUUUUGGAUAACAGUCAAAUUAUGGAUGCUCUGCAGGUUUACCCAAAUUGCCCAACAGAUGUCAAACAAUGGGCAACAUCUUCAGUUAAUUGAUUUUGGACUUGGAACUUUUGAUUGACCUCCUGAAAGUGACACUUGAUUACUUAUUAACCAGAUGACAAAUCAUUGUUACCAAUUGAAAUAUGCCCUUUUAAAAUAAACAAUGUUUUUCUUCGUCUACGCAAUGUACUUGACUAAAACGUGUAGCCUUUUUUUCUUUGCUUUAUUUGUUAAUGGUCCAAAGAAGUGAAUUUCAGUCUGCACAGAAAUGAAUAUUACUAAUUUGGGUCCAUUAAUUUCAAGGGAUCUGCUCUGAAUGACAUUGCGUACAGCUCUGUUUAGAUAUCUCUGUCAUUGCCUAGUCUAUGUAUAAAGGAAAAUGUUGCUGUUUUAAGACAGCAGAGGGAAAUAUUCUCUAAUCAUGUCAGUCUUCUGCUGUUUUAAGGCAGCAGAGUCUUCUGCUAGAUUACCAGCCAUGUUUUGUUAAACUUCAGUAAAACAGUGUUUUUUCUUAAUGUA
Messenger RNA from Rhineura floridana, 1953 nucleotides. It is a transcript of the gene ORC4, whose product is annotated as origin recognition complex subunit 4. Gene Ontology annotation, cellular component: nucleus; nuclear origin of replication recognition complex. The record is from RefSeq and is a predicted model, not a curated record. Gene Ontology annotation, biological process: DNA replication; DNA replication initiation. NCBI's taxonomy places the organism in Eukaryota, Metazoa, Chordata, Lepidosauria, Squamata, Rhineuridae. The coding region runs from base 184 to 1488 and encodes 434 amino acids. Gene Ontology annotation, molecular function: DNA replication origin binding. The transcript is spliced from 14 exons.